AUGAGAGCGCCGUCCGUCCCCGCGGCUCUCACGGCCCUCGCCUGCCUGGUCGGUGUUACAGCCGCAGCCGCAGUCGCCCCCAAGCAGGUCGUCAUCGCCAGCAGCAAUGCCAAGGUCGAGAGGAACGCGACACCCAGCGUCUUAACCCCAUCCAAGGACAUCGACGCGGGCACUCGUCCGGCCAUCAAGGCCGGCACCGAGCUUCGCAUCCUCUGCGCCGGCGACUCCAUCACCCUCGGCACCCUGAGCCAGACGGAUGGCGGCGACGGCGACGGCUACCGCCGCCAGCUGCAGGCGGACCUGUCGAAGGACAACGUCGUCUUCGCCGGUAGCACGACAACGCCAGACGGCACCAUGCACGACGGCUACUUUGCGGCGUGGCCCGGCAAGACCAUCCAGUACAUAUCGGACGAGAUCGGCCCCUCGCUCAAGCAGCGGCCCAACAUCAUCCUCCUGCACGCCGGGACAAACGACAUGAACGAGAACAACUCGACCGCGACGGAGGGCAACGACCCUGCGGCCGCAGCCAAGCGCCUGGGCGCGCUGGUCGACAGAAUCGUCGCUGCGUGCCCCGACGCCGUCGUCCUCGUCGCCAUGAUCAUCGACACCUGCCGGCCGGAGCAGUCGCCGCGCACGCAGCUGUUCCAGUCCCUGAUCCCCGGCGCCGUCACGCGGCCGCGGCUCGAGGCCGGGCACAAGGUGCUCGCCGCCAACUUCACCGCGUUUCCCGUCUCGGAGCUGCGAGAUUGCAUCCACCCGACAAACAGGGGGUACCGACUCCUUGGCGACUACUGGUACGACGUGAUGGCUCAGGUCCCGCGCGACUGGAUCCAGGCACCCGUGGGACCGGACCCGGAGCGCUCUUCCGCCGGCAGGGUUGCGGCGCCUCCCGCGGCCGCGGGAGCGCUCGCCUUUGUUGUGGCGGCGGCGGCUGUGUUGACGAUGUGCAGCUGA
Purpureocillium lilacinum is the source of this 954-nucleotide messenger RNA. RefSeq lists its product as uncharacterized. The record is from RefSeq and is a predicted model, not a curated record. Gene Ontology annotation, molecular function: phosphatidylcholine lysophospholipase A1 activity. Lineage: Eukaryota; Fungi; Ascomycota; Sordariomycetes; Hypocreales; Ophiocordycipitaceae.